AUGUUUCGAGUUUUCUCGAAGUUCAAUGCACUCUUUGUCCGCCCGGCUAUUCGGGGUGCUAUCCAGGAAUAUCAGACAAGACUCAUCGAAAAUGUUAAAUUAGAUAUUUCAUCUCUCCAGGAAAGGUUUCGCCAACAGUACUCUAGUUCUGAAGAUUUUGAGAUGUCAAAGCUUAGGGAUAUGCCAUUAAUUGCCGGCACUAUCGGCUGGAUAAAACAAAUUGAGUCUCAGCUUGAUAUGUAUAUGCAGAGGGUUGAGCAUGUGCUCGGUAAAGGGUGGCAGGCAUAUGCUGAUGGGCAGAAGCUAUAUAUAGAGAGCACCAUGUUCAGAAAAAUGUUGGAUGCCUCUGCUCUCUACCAGGAGUGGCUUAAAGCUGUUACUAAGCGCAAUCUGGUAAUCCAGGGCCCUGUUCUCACAAUAAUUCAAUCUCGUAAUCGAGGAAGCGCUGUCAACUAUGAGGCACAUGUGAAUUUUGAUCCUCAGAUAAUCAAUCUCUUCAAAGAGGUACGGAACCUACUUUGGAUGAAUUUUCAGAUCCCCCAUUCUUUGGUGGCCACAGCUAAAGACGCUAAAAAAAUUUACCCAUUUGCUGUCAGUUUGAUCGAUUCACUCAGGGUAUUUAGCAAUAUUAAGAACUCAGUGUCACUUCAAUAUCCGGAACUUCAACCAUUACUAUAUGGCAUGGAGAACAAUAUAUACAAACGUGUGUCACAGUGUAUGGAGUUGAAAUGGGAUUCUUUGGUUCAUGACUAUGACAUUAAUGGCGAAUCUAGUAGGGGAGAAAUUGGUGCUGCUAAGCUCGUUUACGACAUCGAAGAGUUAGUAACUAUAUACCAGAUAAAAGGGGAGGGUAUUGUAAAUUUAUAUGACACUAUUCUGGGUGCAUUAGAUGGUUUACGAGAAUGUGAGUUUGGCUAUUCCAGCUUUGCUAAGUCCUUGAACACCAUUCAAGAGAGCGUUGAUAAACUAAGCUUAGAAGUUUAUACGAACGUAGCGCAGUUUGUUAGCAUAUUAAAUGGUAAGAUUAAGGUAAUUCUUGCGGAAAGGUGUGAAGAUCUCAUAGCCAUGUGGGUUACUGUGUUCCAAGAUCCACAGAGCAAAAUUACUGGAGACAACCUGUUUCUCAAGAUGAAGUUUGCAACUCAUGAGUUGACGUUACGUAACCAAGUCGUUCAUUUGAGUCCACCUCUCAAGUCAACACGGGUCGUCUGGUUAGCUCACCUGCAGGAUAUUAUCAGCUCAAUAUGUAAGCUGAGUAAAAUUGAAGCGAAUAGGUUUGAUCAGCUAGGGAAGGGGAAAGAUAAGAAAUCAUUCUCCAAUAUUCCUUUGGAAAUUUCUCAUUCUCUACUCACGGCCUAUAAAACUAUUGAUAAUCUACUAUUUCAUGCUGAAAAUUACCUUGAGAGAUGGUAUCAGUUUCAAAACCUCUGGGACCUUGAGGCGUCUAGGGUAUUUGAUAUCUUGGGAGAUGACAUGGAACGGUGGCUUCAGAUCCUCAGUGAAAUUCGUAAGGCGCGAACAACAUUUGAUACAAAUGAAGCAUAUAAAGAGUUUGGUUUGUUGCGAAUCGAUAUUAGGCCAGUUCAGGCUCGAAUUGUAUCGAAGUAUGACGCUUGGCAGAGAGAUAUUAUCCGCCAGUUUGCCGAAAUUUUAAACUCUAAGAUGAGAGAUACGUGUAGUGAGAUUGAAGCCUCCCGUAGGGAUCUGGAAAAGCAGGUAAUUGAUAUUUCGUCAACUCAAGCGGUCGUGGCUUGCAUUUUUGCCAUACAACACAGCACGAAAAAUCUCGAUAGGUGGGAACAUUCUGUGAGUAUAUUUGGCCGGGGUGAGGCGACCUUGGCAAGAUACAGGUUUCAAUUCCCUUCAUCGUGGUUAUACAUUUUGCAUAUCGUUAAUGAAUGGAAUGCGCUGAACGAAAUUCUUUCUCGUAAAAAGAAAGCUCUUGAUCAACAACAAGAUGCUGUUCAUGCCAAAGUUCAAUCAGAGAUUCUGCGCUUGAAUGAUCGUGUAAACACCUUAGAAGAAAAGUGGCAGAUUGAUAAGCCUGUGUCUGGCACGCUGGAUCCUAAAGAGACACGGAAGCUGCUCUCUAAGUAUGAGUCUGAUGUAUCCGACAUUCAAACUGAGUCUGACCUUUUGGCUAAAGCAUCAUCUGCCUUAAACAUCGAAUUUGCUGUUCCGUCGGCACUAGAGGCUACUGUGGAAGAAAUACGGGACUUUGGAUCUGUAUGGGGUGCUCUAGACACUAUUUGGAACUCGUUGAAUGAUCUACGAGAAACACCUUGGGCUAGCGUUGUGCCAAGAAAAGUUCGGCAGGAAAUUGAUAAUCUAACUCAUAUGACCAAAAAUAUGCCUACCAGAAUUCGCCAAUAUUCAGCAUUUCAACAUAUCCAGAAUGUCUUGAAAACUCUAUCUAAAGCUAACCCACUGUUGUCUGAGCUACGCUCAGAUGCCAUUCGUGAGAGGCACUGGGAAAGCCUUCAUAAGAAACUGCUUCAAUCUUCUAGCAGGCUCUUUUUUACUAGCAUGACAUUGGGUAAUGUGUGGGAUAUGGAUUUGAAUACGAAUGCUUCUACAGUUAAGGACAUUAUCGAAAUAGCUCGAGGUGAAAUGGCACUUGAAAUUUAUCUGAGAGAAGUACGCGAAUACUGGGUUGGAUUUUCCUUAGAGUUGGUGAACUAUAAGAACACAUGUCGACUGAUUAAGAACUGGGAUGAAAUAUUUGUCAAAUCCAGCGACCACAUUAAUUCUUUGAAUACUAUGCAUAACUCCCCGUACUUUAAAGUAUUUGAAGAAGAGUGUCGUUCGUGGGAAGAAAAAUUAAAUAGAGUUCAUCUACUUUUUGAUUUGUGGGUAGAUGUACAACGGCAAUGGGUGUAUCUUGAAGGCGUAUUCAACAAUAAUAUGGAGAUAAAGCACCUUCUACCUGUCGAAUCAUCUCGUUUCCAGAAUAUCAACUCAGAACUCUUUGUUAUUCUCCGGAAAGUAUACAAGUCCACAUUAAUCUUGGACGUAUUAAAUAUUUCUGGUAUUCAGCCGUCGAUUGAGAGGUUAGCUGAACUACUGGAAAAGGUGCAAAAAGCUUUAGGAGAGUAUUUUGAAAAGGAAAGGCAGAGGUUCAGUCGGUUCUAUUUUAUAGGUGAUGAAGAUCUACUCGAAAUUAUUGGCAAUUCUACGGAUAUUCGUAGAGUUGAAAAGCAUCUAUCCAAGAUGUUCUCUGGUAUAGCAGGAUUAUUAUAUGAGGCAGAAACCAGUUUAAUAAGUGGAGUUAUUUCUAAGGAAGGUGAAAAGCUCCCAUUUGCGACACCAAUAUCCUUAAUUAAAAUGCCCCAUGUAGUGGAUUGGCUUACAGCUGUUGAAACCCAAACAAAAACCUCUCUUAUAGCUUUGCUACAUGAAGCGGUGGAUAGCUUGAUAGGAAUAGCUACUCAAUUUGAUGCUGAUAGUCAAUCUAUGGAUGAAAGCUUCUUUUUUUGGACUCAAAAGUUUCCAACCCAAAUCAACUUACUUGCCACCCAAGUUGUUUGGACACGAAGAGUUGAAGCUAGUCUAAGCUCUUCCACAAAUCCUAGCUUGGAGCUGACCAAAUCGUAUUGUGAGAGAAUGCUUGAGAUUUUAGCGCACAAGGUUCUCCAUGAUUUGACUGUAAUAGAACGAAAAUGCUGUGAAGCUCUAAUAUCAGAGCUAGUGCAUCAGCGCGAUAUUAUAUCACAUCUAAUAAAGGAGAACGUCACAUCACUAUCCGAUUUCGAGUGGCAAUCUCAAAUGACUUUUCACCUAAGUAGUAACGUUAAGGAUCUAUUCAAAUCUCUAGUCGUGAAACAGGCGAAGGCAAGCUUCGUUUAUGGAUUCGAAUAUCUUGGUGUCCCGGAAAAACUAGUGGCUACCCCUCUUCUGGAUAAAUGCUUUCUAUCUAUGACUCAGGCCCUAGAUCAAAAACUAGGUGGAUCCCCCUUUGGUCCUGCUGGAACAGGUAUGUCAUCGGAAUAUGUUUGUUAUGCCAUGUGA
Messenger RNA from Sugiyamaella lignohabitans, 4008 nucleotides. It is a transcript of the gene DYN1, whose product is annotated as dynein heavy chain. NCBI's taxonomy places the organism in Eukaryota, Fungi, Ascomycota, Dipodascomycetes, Dipodascales, Trichomonascaceae. The record is from RefSeq and is a predicted model, not a curated record. Gene Ontology annotation, cellular component: dynein complex. Gene Ontology annotation, molecular function: ATP binding; dynein intermediate chain binding; minus-end-directed microtubule motor activity. Gene Ontology annotation, biological process: microtubule-based movement. The transcript has a single exon. The coding region runs from base 1 to 4008 and encodes 1335 amino acids.